This is a messenger RNA of Trichogramma pretiosum, 7204 nucleotides long. RefSeq lists its product as uncharacterized. The coding region runs from base 184 to 4539 and encodes 1451 amino acids. Gene Ontology annotation, cellular component: chromosome. Gene Ontology annotation, biological process: regulation of transcription by RNA polymerase II. NCBI's taxonomy places the organism in Eukaryota, Metazoa, Arthropoda, Insecta, Hymenoptera, Trichogrammatidae. The record is from RefSeq and is a predicted model, not a curated record. Gene Ontology annotation, molecular function: chromatin insulator sequence binding. The transcript is spliced from 5 exons.
CUAUCACACAUUUUUAUCAGCUAGCUCCAAGCUCCCUCCAUCUUUUUUCUACACAUCGAGAAGUUGUAAAAAUAUGUACAACUCUUUUGUGCGAUGAACAUUGCCUGAACAAAAAGACUGACAAAUUACCUUUUAAAUACUUGGGAAAGAUUACAUUGAGCGUAAUAAUAAAAAUUUGUAAAAAUGGAUCUCACUAGAGCUGUAAGCACAAUGGCAACUAAUCCUUCAUCAGGAAGUGGAAAAGUGGCGUGUCCCGUCUGUACCUUAUACCUUCGAGAAGGUAUAAGUUUACAGGAACAUUUGGAUACUCAUCCAAAAGAACAAGUUAUUGAGGCACUCAUAAGAGCAAGUAGUUCUGGUUUACCAUUAUCGAACCAGCAAACGCCAUCACCUUCACAACAAAAAAGUUCUCCAACAUCUCAAGCAUCACAAACAGCAUUGCCUGAUGUCAGUGUACCCUCAAGCCCAACAGUAUCACAAGGUCCACAUAUAACACCUCAACAUCCAUCAGCGCCUUAUCCAGUAGGACCAAUAUAUGAAUGCCCACCUAUGAUACCCCCACAUUUUACAAGCUACAGUUAUCAACAUUAUGUCAAUGGUGUUUUCUCAUCAGGUGCAAGUCCCAUGGUGAUGCCUCAGUAUGCUGUAGCUCAACCACAAAAUCCACAAACAAGUCAGAUGAUGCAGAUGGUAUAUAAUCCAUUCAGUAUGUAUCAUCAACAACUGCAGCCUGCAGUGCAAAUGAUUUCAAGCCCAACGCAACAGUUACCUCAUCCUUCAACACUUGCAACACCUCUGAUAUCUACAACAUCAACAGCAACUACAGCUGUUUCAGCUCCAAUCUCAGCUAGUAUAGCUCCCAGGACAAGGAUGAACACACCAACUAGUAGUGCUUGUAUAAGUGAAGUUAUUCAACCGACUUCUACUUUAGCUAUAUCAGAGUCAACACCAAGAUGCUUAGAAAAAUCAAAAGAAACUACAAUUGUUCCAGAUAUUAGCAAUGACCAAAUAUUACCAGAUCUCGAAGUUACUUCAGCAUCUGAAACCAGCUCUAAAAACCAAGAACAUAAUGAAAAUAUUGAGAACCCAGAAGAACAAGUUCAACGUAAAGAGUGUUCGCAACCAAAAGAAUGUCACAACGAAAAUUAUGAAUGUGAGGAGCAAACUUCAUCUACGAACGAUAAACUCGAGAAUACCGUAAACGAUGAUAAAACAGAACGAAUCCUUCCUGAUAUUGAAGAUAAUGAUGAAAUUGAAUCCCUUUUGGUUCGGGAAACUUCUUCACCACAGAACGAAAAAGAUAAAAAUUCUGAUGUACAAAUGCGUGAACCUCGAGAAGUGCAGGAUACAAAUAUAGAAGUCACACAGAUUGAAAUAAAUAGCGAUAAAAAUGUUUCGAAAUCAUCUGAAUUGAAUGGUGAAAAAAUAAAUGAAACGAAUACUUCAGCUGAAUCUGUCGAGCAACAGCUCGAUAAUGGUAUGCAACCGACAGAUCUUUCAAUCAGCGAAUCACGUUCUACUCAAAAGCAACCUGACAUCGAAGAUUUGCACCGGAUCAUGGAAAUAAUAUCAGAUCUAGAAAAGAAAAGCCACGUCUUACAAUCUGCGUUACCUAAAAGCACCGAUGAUAUUUGUUUACAAAAUAGUUCCGAAAAACAUUUGGAAGCAGCCUCCUCCUCACAUAAACAACAGAUCGAUGAAGAUGAAAACAUGAGCAAUGUUGAACCAAUGGAAUGUAAGAUAAUAGUUGCCCAUGAAGACACGGAUAUGUCUUCUGAUGCCUCGAACGAUUCAUCAAUUUGUAUAACGUCAUCCGAACAGUUAUUCGAAAAAGUGUAUCAUUACAAAUUGUCCAAGUCGAAUCCAUCUUCUCCUGUAAACCCGCCAGCAAUAAAAUAUCGAUCCCUUUCGAGAGCUUCGUUACAUUUGCCUGAAAAAUUAAACGAAACUCUUGGCAAUCAACAUCUCAAUAAUGAGGCCAGCUGUGCCCAAAAUUAUCUCAAAGAUAAUUACAACGACGAAGAUAUGGAAUUAGAAGUCAGUAAUGGAGUCAUUAUUGAGCGAGAAUCCCUUAAAGCUCGGCGCACCAAACCCGCUGAAUCUCCUAUGUUAUACAACGAAGAGGAAUAUGAAGAAGAGGAAGACGACUCGGAUGCGGAUAGUUGCGAAGAUGUGGGUAAAAAUGAAGAAGACGACGAUGACGAUGAAGAUGAAGAUGAAGAUGAAGAGGAUGAAGAAGAGGAAGAAGAUGAAGAAGAAGAGCAUAUAGUUCAUGGAGAUAAAGCGCUGAUGGAAAAAGAUCCUAAUAAAUUUGAUAAUCAGUCAUCUGUUUUUGUACCUAUCGAAGAACAAGAACGAGCUACUGAUCUUAGGGCACAUAAUGGCAUUUCUGAAAGCUUUGGAACAUCGAGUAACUUCUCUGUUGACCAAAAUUUGCGAAAGCUAUCCUCAGAAAUGAGUGUCCUCCGUAACUAUCCAAUACUAUCUAAAAACGAAAAUGCUUUGAGUACAUCAGAUUCUAUUGUAAGUGCGGAUACCAGAACUAUUUCUAGUUCUAACAAGGUAUCUGCUCCAAAAUCGUCAUCAGAACUAUUAAACAUGAAUGAAAAUGCUCAUGCUGGGCCUAUCAAUUUGUUUGAAUACGACAGUCUUCGUUUACUUUUACCCAGUACAUUGGACUGUGAAUCUUCUCAGAAAGCCGUCAGUGUCGCGAGUCAACAAUCAUUGGCAAGCAGCGAAAACGAAGUUGGUGUUGAUGAGGAGGUCAAAAGUGUAAAUAUGAGAGCUGAUGAAACAAUGCCUGCAAGAGGUGAACUAUCUGAACAGGAAAGCAAUGGCUUUACAGAACAAUCAGCGUGGCAGUACGUGGGUCAAGAUUCAUCGCGUAUGUCGACGUCUUAUGAUUUGAUGGCUCGAGAAAGCUGGGAAGAAUCCGAGGGUUCAGAUCGCGACGAUAACAAUGCUUCAGAGCAGAAUCACAAUCUUCUUCUCGACAGCCGAUCAAUGGCCACACAUUUUACUUCAAGUCUCUUUCUUGAUCGAGAUAGAAAAACUCCAACAAGAGGAGUAUUCAAAUGCUCCCAUUGCCCAGAAGUAUUUGAUUGUCCAAAAGAACGUCGAGUUCAUACCACUAUGCUUCACAAAGAGGCAAUUCCAUCGAGUAGCUGUAGUAGCAGUACUGAAGCAAUUACAUUGACACAUACAAUUCAAGGUCAGCAUCACGAGUUCAAAGAUCUGAAGCAUGUGGAAGCUCGAACAAAUAGUUUUGAAGAAAUUUUUGUGCAAACCGGUCAUCCGUCACCACUUCUUCAUGAAAUGGAAACAGUUCGUCAGCGAGAUUCCAAUGCAGUUGAUAAUGAUAUGAUUAAAUUUGAUCUGGCAAGACAAGGACACAAAACUUUUGCUGGUGAUAAAGCUCUCAUGCUCCAACGUGAAAAAGUUCAAAUGAUGGUACCGCCUGCCAAGCGUGCACCACGUGAAGUAGCCAAGUGUCUGAUUUGCAAUGAAGAGUUUCCAUCAGUUGGUAAUUAUAAUCUCCAUUUGAAAAUUCAUCCUUUGGAGUGCGGCCAAUGUGGUAAAUAUUUUUAUCGAAAGCAAAACUUUAGAUUACACAUGAAAAGACACAUGGGUAUCAAGCCAUUCCCGUGUACGCGUUGCGACAAAGCUUUUCUCACAAAGCAAAAGUUAGAUGAGCACAUGAACGGACAUACUGGUAACGCACCCGUAAAGUGUAAUCUUUGCAAUGAAACGUUUCGGCGAUACUCUAACUUGACUCAACAUAAGAAUCGCCAUCACUUAAACAUUAAGAAAAAAUUAAAGGAUUACAUUUGUCAUUGCGGCGAAGUUUUUCAUACGAAGAAAAAACUCGCAUGGCAUAAAGAAACUCACGAUGAAAAACCCAAAGCAUGUACCCAUUGUAAUGAAAGAUUUGUUCAUAUGGCCAGCUUAACACGGCAUAUGCGACACGCUCAUAAUCGUCGCUUUGUCCCGGAUGCUCAACGAGAAAAUGAAAACGUUGAAUGUCCGGUAUGCCAUUGUAUAUACCUUCGCUCGUCGUUAGCCGUACACAUGCGGGUUCAUAAUGGAGAAAAACCUUACGAAUGCCAAGUUUGUUCUAAAACAUUCAGCACAAAAUGGAAUCUUCAACUCCACAAGUGGACUCAUGCAGCCCGGAGUGCCAAACCAUUCAAGUGUAAUCAGUGCAGCGCCGCAUUUUACCGAAACAGUGAUUACACAGCUCACAUGAAUUCUCAUCGUAACGUACGGCCUUAUACAUGCAAUUUUUGUGGAGCUCAGUUUAUCCGUAAGUACAAUUGUUUGCGGCACGUUAAAGAGCACGAAGAAGACAAGCAGUAUACCUGUGAAAUAUGCAACAAAACCUUUCACCGCUCGUAUUAUCUCAAAGAACAUCAGCGCGUCCAUUCGGGCCUUAGACCCUAUACUUGUCACAUAUGUGGUAAAUCAAGCAGCACUAAAUCUAAUCACAAUAAGCAUGUUAGAAUUCAUCAUGCCCGUGAACCAGUUAACACGGAAAAUUAAACUUUUUAACAAUGACGAUACAUAAACUUCAUAAAUGUAAUAUUAGUUAAUACACCUAAAACAUAAGUUGUUAAGUAUUUGAAUACUUUUAAAAAUCAUUAAUUGUUCGAUUAUUUAUUAUUCGUUUUUUUGCACUUGUGGCUAUUUUUAAUCAACCACGAAGUCAUAUGAAAAUAUUAAUCAUAUGAUGAUUUUAUAUGAUUUGUACAUGUCGUCUUAAACUUUGUUCAAAAAGUUUAAUCAUGCAAUAUCUAUUAUAUCAACAUCACUAUUUUAGUUCAAAUGCUCGAAUGAGAUUUUAAAAAAAGUUUUCUUUUCAUUACUAAUGCAUGUGUGUAAAAAUUCUAUUAUUGUUAGUAUUUAUCGAUAAUUUUCACUAUAAAUAAUUUAGUUUUUAACUAAAAUCGUAUUUUAAGUGCUUCAAAUUGCUCACCAGUUCUGUGUUCUUGUUAUAUAUUUUAACAUUUGUAUCUAUUAUUUGUUAUUGAUUCCUAAAUUUAGUUCAAUGAUCAUUGUAACGAAAACUCGCAACAAUCAGUUUUAUGAUUUUAUAAAACACAUGUAAAACCUCGGUAGGUUUGUUAGACUAAAAUUGGUACAAAUAUUGUGUACACAACUCAUUAUUGAAGCUAGUUAUUUUGAAUCUACUCAUCUAAAAUAAAUUUUUAUAAUGUACAUUAAAGAGAUGAGUCUGCUAGCAUGGUGAUAUGAGCAUUUGAGUAUUUCGUAAUUGCAAUUGAGUCUGCAAGAGACAUUAAAUAUAGAACGACAUAGUGUAAUUUAAUAGAUUAGUAACACCAUAAAAAAUGUUCAAUCAAUUGUAACUUUUCAUGAGUGCAAACAUAAUUAUACAGAUAAUCUCAAGAUUAUCUAAACUUACGAUUAUCUUACUCAUAUAGGUAUUUUAGAAUAAUUCGUUUGAAAAUUCAUGAGCAUUGGUGCAAAAUUAUAAGGAUUAUGUAACUUUGGCCACUGUAAACACACAGGGAAAUGAAUUACUGAUUAUCAUUCAGUGCUAAAAAGAUGUUUCGUCACAUCAAUGUAGUUCUUGUGUGUAUAUUCUAUGAGUGUUUUACCAAAACAAAAACCGAGGAAAUGCAAAACAUGGCUAAUUUAAUUAAACUCUUAGAAAGCCGUUCACCGCAAAAAGUUUUCCUACUAUCAUUCAGAACAUUUUCUGUAACGAAAAUUCGUUCGAAUUUCCUUAAACUCUGGUCCUCUAUGGGUUCGAUACAUUCAAUUUUGUACAUGUAAUGCUCGAGGAGCACAAAAGGCUAAUAGUAAUUUUGAGGGACCGUUCUUCUUUCAUGCUUACGCAACAUAGUACCAAAGCUUUCCUGUAUGGAGUGCUUAUGCGUUCGAAACGGUAUUUACGAAUAAUAUUGGAUGAUGACUACAGAAUAUAUCUUCAGAUAUAACUAUCAAUGCUUUGUAAUAAAAGAAAACAUUAAAGUCAAAUUAAAAAACUGGAAAUUCAUUUGAAUUCAAAGUUGAAGAAAACAAACACAAAUGAUUCUGAAAACAGGCUUGAUACAUGACUGAACUUUUAUCGAAAGAAAAAGUAAAUUUGCCAAUUAUUAGUAUCAAUUUAUGAAAGCCUCCGAAUCACUUGUGAGCCAAAUUGUAGAUGAAAAAUGAACGCAUAAUUGAAUUUUUCAUUAGAUAAUUUUAAUAUAAAAUUUUUUGUUUUUAUGUGAGUAAUAAUAAUUGCAAUAAUAAUGGUGAUGAAAUAUACCUAUAAAAGAUCUUUCAUCGUUGAUGUAAUGUUCUUUAGAAUUAAAAUUUUUUAAUCAUGCAUGUAGAUAAAAGAAUCAUUUGUCAACGAUAGUAGCAAGUACUUUUUUUACUCAAAUAAAUAUUCAAACGAAGAAAAUUUUUUUUUAAGUUAAGAAGAAUCCAUCAAUAAAAUAAAUCAAUGUGAAUAAGCAAAAUGAAUAGCGCAUUACUUACGUUGUAAAAUUUAAUUUAAGUCCAACGUUUACAAUAAUACAGGUAAUGAUGCGCGAAGUAUGUGUCAUUACACUUUUAGAUAGUUAGAAAAUUUCUUUUAAUACAUUGUCCUAAUGAUAUUACUUUGCAAUUCUGUACUCAGUGAUUUUUACAAAUAAUUCCAAUAUCAAGACUGAAUGGUGUUGGUUCAAAUUGCAUCAAUAAUUAUUUAAAAAACAGCUAAAAUAAUCAUUUUUCAUCGCAAAACGGAACUCGCGACCCACCUAAAACCGACAUCAAGGUCUAGACGUGCAAUUUUUUUCAAAUUAGUUAAAAAUGUAGCAACCUUAAGUAAUAAAUGUUAUUAUGAAUAUUUAUCAAUCUAUCUUGUAAAUACAUGUACAUAUGUAUAUCGUCUCUAUUUUAUACUAGGGCUGACAUAAGCAUGUUAGCAAAUUAAUAUCACGAUGAAACUUACAUAAAAAGUAAAAAACCUGAAACCUAAUCCAGGAAAAAAAUUAAAUGGUUAGUAAAGAUAGUGUAAUAAAUACCAUUAAGCGAGGUAAACAACACAUGCAUGUUGUAAUGAAAUCAUGUGUUGAGGUACUUUUUUAAAGAAAGUUUUAUUACUUUACUUCGUCUUGUGAUGUCAACAAAUCUGAAUAAUCUGGAUUCAUUUUUGUAUAACAGAUUAAUGAAACCACUUAAUAAAAAGUACUACUUUUGUGUAAUAAUA